Symsagittifera roscoffensis is the source of this 3054-nucleotide messenger RNA. Its product is annotated as transcription factor SOX-5-like. Gene Ontology annotation, biological process: regulation of transcription by RNA polymerase II; cell fate commitment. The coding region runs from base 1048 to 2826 and encodes 592 amino acids. Gene Ontology annotation, molecular function: RNA polymerase II cis-regulatory region sequence-specific DNA binding; DNA-binding transcription factor activity, RNA polymerase II-specific. The transcript is spliced from 4 exons. Lineage: Eukaryota; Metazoa; Xenacoelomorpha; Acoela; Convolutidae. Gene Ontology annotation, cellular component: nucleus. The record is from RefSeq and is a predicted model, not a curated record.
UUCUAAAAUUAUCUCAAUUAGGAUGCACCGCAAUCGCGUUUGGAACUCCUCGGCAAGUACGGUUGUCUAGACAAAUUUUGAGCGAGACUGUAUUUACACAAUGUAAGUAUUGCCUUGCAUCGAUUUUUUUUGGGCUGGGGGCGCAUUUUCACAUUUCGGUACGUGAAAUAUUACCCUAAGCGACUCUAGCUAUCUAGCCUGCUAAUUAUAAUUCGCAAGCCUGUUCUCCAAGGGGCAUACUACUACUGAUUGAAAGCGGAGGUUAGACUACUUAAGAGAAGAGAGGUCCAAAGACAAAAAGACGUGUGGACAAAGCAGGGACAAAAAGAAUAAUGCAAAAGGAAGAAGUGAAAUGGGAAAGAAAUGAAGUGAACAAUAAAAAACAUCCACUAAAGGACACUUUUAGUUAGUUACUUUCGCUCUCUGUCUCUGUUACUACCUCUUAUUGCGCCUUCCUUUUGUACGAUAUUGCUAUUGUCAUUCCAAGUCCCUUUUCCGUUUUUUCUUCACUUUUUUCUCAUUAUUUCUCUCUGUUUUUAUUGUAAUAUAUUGUCUGAGCUCUUUUUUGGUAAGCAACAAAGCACUAGCGCAACAACAACGGCUAUUGUGCGAUGAUUACUGUAGCAUGCCUACUUCUUAUCUCUUAAAUCGAACCACCAUUUUCUAAGCCAUAUACCACGGAGAAGCGCUGGAGCGCAAAUUGAGGUUUUAAAUCGAACUUUGCUUUUAUUACACAACUAGCUCCCAUUACUCUUACUCUUAUUUCAACUUCUUUUUUUGCCCAAAAAAUCAUACAGUUGUCUUUACGGAGCCUCGAAAUUGUCAGUGUUGGGUUUAUUACACCCUCGCCCGAGUUUCUAACGUUAUUUACGUUAUUAACGUUUUUAACAGUUAAUAACUGUGAUUUACUCAAAAAACAGAAUUCAUUCGCGAAAAAUUCAAUUGUCUUGAGAUUUCAGCGAACGCAAACAGAAUGCAAGUUUUGUGACCUUCUCAGAACCAAGACGAUUACAACUGAAGUAAAGAAACUGCCAGAUAUCAAAAACAAUGUCUGCAGUCGAUCUCACGCCUGAACUUGUCAUAGCCGAACACAUCCCCACGUGUAAAGAAGAGUACAUUUGCCCAGACCAAGAGACGAAUGUUCCGAUGGACCAUGAAAGAAACGAUCUCAUUUGUGAGGUGGAGGAGCAACUGGCAAAAAUCCAGAAGGGAGAGCAGGAAACAAAUCUAGUUGGGGUCGAGUCAAUCGAACCGAGACAGUCUUCGGUCACCAACUCGGCAUUCGAGUCGCCGAACCUAAAAAUGUCAGGCUCUCCCAAUUCGGACUUUUGUCGGUUGAAUAGCUACACAGAUUCGAAUGGAGAGACCAUAGCGCAUAAUUAUAGUAGCAAUGGGUUACCAGCAGAAGCAAAAGUUUCGAACUGCAAUGAUGGCCUAUGCCAGGAACAAAUUGAGUCGCUCCAGGAUGAGAUAAAACAUGUGAGAAGAUGUCAAUUGCAGCAAGAACACCAAAUGCUGGAGAUGAAAAAACACAACGAACAACAACUGUGUCUCAUGCAACAGCAGCUAUUCCUGCAGCAACAGAAGUUCUCCUCAAUUCAGACUCAGGUGAACCACGUGAUCACUUCGAUGACGUCACAAAUCCCACUUCUGCAGAUGCUUCCUCUCUUCAACACCAUCACUUCAUCCACGGCCAAUGCAUUCAACCCAUCCCCCGCGGAUGGUAACAAUAUAAUGGGGGCAAACGGUGGCUUGAUUCAGGAUCCGAAUAAACUACCUAAUGAGAGUAAACUAUCACCCAACAACCACCAGCACUUAACCCAAGCCCAACAGCAAAGCGCAGCUGCGGCAGGUUUGGCCGCCAGUUUGUUGUUGCCGGCUCAGCACAUGCAAUUUAUGGCAGCAAAUCCACAGUCCGUCGGAUCGCACGCGAAUCCACUGCAGCAGAUAAUUCAGAGCUUGACUGGAAUUUCUCCGCACAGUACCAGUGGUCACAUAAAUGGCACGUCUUUUAAUGGAAUGGAACAUAUGAAUAAUUUGCCAGUGAAAAAUCAGACCACUGGUAAAGUCAAAGAUCCAGCUGUCUACUUAGAAGAAAUGAAAACAUCCAAGAAACAGCAAGCAAAACUCUCGACCGAAUGCGAGCAAAAAGAGGCGAAUUACUAUAAACACGAAUUAAAAACCUCGGAUUUUGGAAAAAUCACAUCUAGUGAUCGCAAUACGCAGCAGAUUGCUAAUAAAUUAGCAGAACCAUUUCAAAGGUCUAACUUAGAUGAGGGUCGAAAUACGGUUAUUCAGAAACAUCCAGCUAAAGUCACAACGGCACCUAAAACCGAAGCAAACCAAAUGGCAGAAAAUAUACAAAGUCAGGCGUUAAAUAGCCCCAACUUAUCAGAUUUUCAGAGUUCGGAGAGUCCUCCUUUAACAGCCGAUCAUAUUAAGAGACCCAUGAAUGCUUUCAUGGUCUGGGCGAAAGCAGAGAGACGGAAAAUUCUGGCGAGCAACCCAGACAUGCACAAUUCAGCUAUCAGCAAAAUUUUAGGCGCACGUUGGAAAAACAUGAACCCUCAGGAAAAACAGCCAUACUAUGACGAACAAGCACGACUGGCUAAACAACAUCUGGAAAAAUAUCCCAGCUACAAGUACAAACCAAAACCGAAAAGGGCUCCAGGGAGUUUCAUGGCGAAGCGAAUGAAACUCAGCGAUUAUUCCAAAUUCGCAGCUGGUAAUGCGAACUCAAUUUUCGAAGCAACUACUGCAUCAAGCAGUCCUGCUGUCACUUCAUUUAACAAUUCUACAAACUGCAUCUACUCUCCAAAUAAAUAAAAACUACCCAACCUUCAAGUUCAAUGCAAACUUAAACUGUUUGAGAUUGAAUGUUCAAAAUCUGAUUGAAUAUUCGAGGUGCCUUCCUUUUAAUUGGUUCAAAAUAUCUAAGAAACUCUGAAAGCUUACUUAAAUUAACAUCACAAAAACAGCUAUGUUUAACUCCAUAUCCUAGUUUUGUAUUUUCUUGAUGUCUUAAUUUUAGUAUUUGAUUUUUUUUGGCCCUGA